Messenger RNA from Pocillopora verrucosa, 5845 nucleotides. Lineage: Eukaryota; Metazoa; Cnidaria; Anthozoa; Scleractinia; Pocilloporidae. The record is from RefSeq and is a predicted model, not a curated record.
AAUCAAUAAACCAUAAACAGCUUCCGAUCAAGAUGGCGGUUGUGUGUUGAAGGAAGUGAUAAACUACAGGAAUUUGAACUGCAAUGUGACGUUGUUAAGUUCAUUUCUCGAGUUCCAAAGAUGCGUAUUAAUUACCAGGAAGCAUCCGUAUUUGAAAUUUUACAGGUCAACGUUUCUUGUGGGACAUAACAUCGCAAAAUCUCGUUUGGAGGUUAAAACAAUUCGAAUCGAACGUGACUUGAGUUGGAUAUGCAAUGGCUUCUGUCUGUUGCGCGUCCUGUAGGAAAUCACGACUCCAAGCGUGCCUCUUUCUGUUUUAUUUAUUCGUGGUUUUAGGAAUUGUGGCCUCGAAUAAGAGCAACUUUAGAAAGUGCACUAGAGGUGGUCGCGAAUGGAAUAGUGCAACUCUUCGAGAUGGGGCGCUUGCUGGAGACUUUUCAAUUCUCAAACGUACUACAAGCAUGACCACUUGCAAAGAGCUGUGUUGUGCAAACGAUUCGUGUGAAUUGGCCUUGCUUGUCAACGGUGGUUGCUUUUCCGUCCAAUGCAAGUCCGCCGAAGCGUGCAUGCCUCAGAGUGUGAAGCGUGAUGGACUUGUGGCUCCUAGAAUAUUCGUACGGAACAUCGCCAAAUUUGAUAAGAAAAGGCAGCUGGAAAGUACAAAUGUGCUGAAGUCUGAUCCAAACAAGGAACUUAUUCGAGAAAAAAGACAAGCAAGUUGUCACCACUACCAUGGUCAUGUCUGCAAUGAAUACUUAGAUAAAAACAAACUAUUGUACUUAAACAAGAAUCCCAAGAUAUUGGAAGAGAGCCUCAGAAGUCCUUUUAGUCUUCUAAAGCCACGGUUACUCAAAGACUGUGCAAAAUAUGCACUGAAAGCAAUUUGCCUCACAACUUACCCAUACUGUUCAAGUUCUAACAAACCAAAACCAGUCAGACUGUGCAGAGAAGACUGCGAGGAACUGCAGAGUGGUGUAUGCAAAUCAGAUUUUAGAGUUGCAAGGCAGUUUGAUUACUUGGCUGUUAUUUUGCCCAACUGUAGUAUUUUGCCUGAGAAGGGAACCAAAGAGGCAGAGGGUUGUGUAAAGCUUGGCAUUAAAGAAUCAAAUAAACAGGAUCAGGUCAAUUCUUUGGAUGCUGACAAUUCAAAAGACCUCAAAGCAUUGGUAACCCAUGAUGAUGAUGAUGACGAUAAGGACACUGAUGAUCAUGAAACCCAAGCAACCACUGCUGCACCUAUCCCACAUUACACAGCACCGCGCCAUCCUUCAUCCAAAAGACAUUCUAACAUUGACAUGGCAGUAACAAAGCCAUCUAUUGGAGCAGUCAUGCCAUCCACAGAGGCAGUGAUAAUGGGAGAGGAUAUGGUGAAUAAUGGAAACUUUUCUCAGGUGGUGUCAGGAGAUAGGAAUUCUAAUGCCCAGCAAAGUCGACUGUCUUCUGCUUUGAAGGACAUAACCCCUCAAGAUGAACCAUCAGUGCCUAAUCAGGGUGAAGCAAACAAUGUCAAAAAAGUUGUAACUGCCCCUCUGCCGUCAAAUUCCACAUUGUCAACUUCCUCCAUGCUUCAGAAUCCAAUGACUGAGCCAACUGUUGUCAACAUCACUAACACCACAGAAGUGAACCUUGCACAAAGUAGUGAAAAUUCAUCUUCUGCAACUCCCCUUGCAGUAACUCUAAAACCUGUCCUUACCAACCAGUCUGAAACAAACCUUGAUACAACAACUACAGGACCAUCAGCAAAGCCAUCUCCUGAAGUGCCACACAAAUCCCUUGAAGUUUCUGCCGGUGACAACAAAGUACUAACACUUCCAGUGAACACAGUAAGCUUGUAUGCCAGUGCAUGGCCAAAGGAGACGUCAGAAAAUCCAUACUCAUACCAUUGGCAACAGAUCUCAGCCCCUGAAGGUAGUCAUGGUUACAUGGAGGGGCAGGACUCCAGAAGAGUAAUACUCAGUCAGCUUGAUCAAUCUGGUGUGUAUAAAUUCAAAGUGAAAGUUACAGCUGUGGACCAAUCUUAUGGAUAUGCAUUUAUUAAUGUCACAGUUUUGCCUGCUCCUCGAGUGAAUAAGCCACCACGUGCUGACAUCUCUCCUAAGGAACAAACAAUUACCUUGCCAACCAACGAGGUUGUACUUGAUGGAUCAAAGAGUUCAGAUGACGACAAAAUCACUCAAUACAAAUGGGAAGAAGUGAAAGGUCCUCUAAAUGACAAGAACAAAAUGAUGAGCUCAGGUGCAGACUCUCCUGUGCUUCAGCUCAAGUCUCUUGUUCCUGGAAUCUACACAUUCAAGUUGACUGUGACUGACUCAGAUGGUGAAUCAGAUUCCACUACAGCCACAGUGACUGUUAAUGAUGAGAAAGAUUACCCACCUGUGGCACGUGCGGGAAAUGAUGUUGUGAUUGUACUUCCUGUGGAUCAUGUGACUCUUUAUGGUAAUGGAAGCACAGAUGACAAGGGUAUUGUCAGUUAUGAAUGGAGCAAAACACCUUCCAGUCCAGCUGUAGGGGACAUGCAGGGCACGAGUUCUCCAACUUUAAAGGUGUCCAACAUGGUUGUGGGUGACUACACUUUUGUGUUAAAAGUGACCGAUACUGGGGGACAGACUGCUAGCUCUAGCUUGACAGUAGUGGUUCAACCUGAGAAGAAUGCCCCACCUGUGGCAGUCGCCGGGUCAGAUAAGGAUCUGGUGUUUCCUGACGACUCCACAGUUCUUGAUGCCUCAUCUAGUCAUGAUGAUCAAAAAAUUGUCAGCUACCACUGGGAGCAAUCGAGCGGGCCGCGCCAAGCUGAGAUGUCGGGGGUCAAUGACAAAGUUGUGACGGUUAAGAAACUUUUAGAAGGUCACUAUGUGUUCAAAUUAACGGUGACAGAUGACAAGGGACUCACGGGAACUGAUACAGUGGCAGUGAAUGUUAAGAAAGAUAUAAAUAAGCCUCCUAUUGCCAAUGCUGGUCCAGAUGUCACGGUACAUCUCCCAAACCGAGCAGCGGAACUGGAUGGAUCCAGUUCAUAUGAUGAUCAUGGGAUUGUUAUGUACGAGUGGUCACGUGAUCCUAAAAGUCCCGCGGCUGGUGACGUCAUCAACAACAGUGACCAUCAGGCUGUACUGCGGCUGUCAAACCUUGUAGAGGGAAUAUACAAGUUCAAGCUCACUGUGGCUGAUGGGAAGGGGCUCAAGGGCAACGAUGACGUCAUACUUACUGUAAAAGAAGAUCAAAACAGUGCUCAUCUUGUGGAGUUGUACCUGGAUGUCGACAUCACGAAAUUCACUGAAGAAAAUAAGGAGCAGUUAAUUCGUAAACUGGCUGUAAUCCUUGACGUUCAAGAUGAGGAUAUUAUAGUGGAGCAUUUAAAAGAAGCUGGUGUCGGACAUAGUAUGAAGGUGAUGUUUUACGUUAAAGAUAAAUUGCUCAAAGCUAAGGAUGGCUACGAGGUGGCUGCAAUAUUAAAGGAGAAGAUUGGGAACGAGGAAGGCUUCUUCGAGUUUAGAAUGUUGAAAGUAGAGCCGUAUAUUUGCAGGAAUAACUGUUCAGGUCAUGGUUACUGUGAUCGCAGCACCAAGAUGUGCGUUUGCGAAAGUUUUUGGAUGCAGGAUUUCUUCAAAGUGCACUUUGGAACUAGAGAAAGCAAUUGCGAUUGGAGUAUUUUAUACGUAACUGUCAUAAUCUUCGGCAUCAUUAUGGCCAUCGGUGGGAUUGUGUGGGCGAUAUGUUUCUGUAUGGGAAGGAGACGAGUCCGUGGCAAGAGGCGCCAUCGUUACGCCGUUCUUGAUGAGGACGAGGAGGAUAAACUCGAGAGCAUGGAGAUGCUUCCCAAAGGAGGUAAAUAUUUAAGUACCAGUCUGAUGCUGAGUGACACCGGGGAUGAUAGCGACGCAGAAUCAACUGUUUUCGAAGCUAAGAAACGACACAUGAACGGCUCGAUGAAUGGCUAUAUAAGGAAAGACACGUGAUGCAAAGCACUUACAAGUAACAUGCAAACCAUCGAUAGCUCUUUUGGCUACUGGUUCAUCCCAGUACCUCGUGUAAGAAGGAGCUUAAGGAACUUAUAGGUCAAUGUAGCCUAGUGUCCAGGGACUCACGAGGAGGUUAGCCGAAGGAAAGUGACUCAGAACGAAAACGUGGCUUCUAUUUAAUGCCCCAAUCUUGAGUGACGAUUACGCACCGAGUUCUGGUUUGCUCGCUCGUGGAGGCAAUAGCAUUUUUCUGCACAAAUUUUUGUCGAGUCGUGAAAAAAAACUUGUUGCAGUGUUUCAGAUUUGGUCGAUGCGAUAUGAUAACAAGAUAGAGAUAUACGGCUCCAUUCUUAAAAGAAUGCAAAGCAUAUAAAUUGGAGAUUUUGGAUGGUUUACGUGUUUUAAAUCGUUAACACUGCAACUUGGUUGAGAUGGCAAUGAAAAUUUAACUGUCGAAGAAUGAUGGCUCCCCCGGGUGAGAAUUUGAAUGAGAUAAUUGAAAGUUAUGAAAAAUUAUCUAUAGUUAAAUAUUACUUUUAUAAAUUCAAGAAGUGAAUAGGAUACAACUAAUAUAAAUACACAGUUUACAUAUGAAAAUUAAUAGCGAGCUAUUUCGCUGAAUCUAAAACCAAAUACAGUCAUAAAUUAUUAGCGAUUACUUGUGCUCCAUGCUUAAGUGAAAGUUCACAUAUUUCAAAGUGAAAGAUUCCGCAUGUCAAAAAACGUUAUCGAUGUGCACUUCAUUAGCAAAGUUAAGAGGCUUUGGUAGAACACUUUUGCGCUGUGUUAUUUAGCGCUAUAUAGCUGGAAAAACCAUGUCGCUAACACAGUUUUAGCACUGCGCAACGGAGCAUAGAAUUAGGUAGAGUGUCCUAGAAGUAAUUUAUAUUGUAGGGCAAAGCUCGUAAUUUGCGUAAAAUCUAAGUAAAGAAUUGAUUGCAUAUGGUUUUUCUUGUUAAUCACUGAUCUGUAACUUCUCUUUGAAGAUCGUGAUUUUGAUGUUGCAGACGGGUUUUUGCAGUGUACUUCUCAGAAUUGAUAUAUGUGUCAAGAUCUCAAUUCGUUACCUUGUAGACAUGAUUUGGGAUAGACAGAUCUGUUCAAGUUACAAGAAAAUGGAUAGCAAUUAAAUACGCGGAUGGCAAAUCAUAUUUGUAAAGGUCAAUAGUCAAGAGAAUACAACGGAGUUGACGUUGAAAUAGCCUCUGCGAAGCAACAUAUCAAGGAGUUUUCCGCAAGAAGAUUUUUUCACUUAUUUGUUACCAUUUCAGUUUUCCACGAGUGCACAAUCAAAAUGCCCGACUAGAGAGUAAAUAGGAACACUCAACAGUUCGUCUCCAUUUUCAUUCGUUUGGAAUAAGGUGAUGUUUGAUUUUCUUAUAGAUAUAGUAUGGUUUUUUUUUGGGGUUUUUUGUUUAGUUUCUUAACGUCUCAAUUUUUAUCUCGCCAGUUAGGAUACAUUUGCCAAAAAAAAGAAAAAAGAAAGAAAAUUGUAGAUGAGCAGCAGACCAAAAAGAAUUCGUAACAAUGAUACUAUCUGCCUUGAUAUUUAGAGAAAAUUCAGCCAACUUAUAGCAAGUAUAAUGACAGCUGAAAAGUGGAAUUUUUAUUUUAGAUUGAUCUUAGGAAUAUUGAACCACAGACCUUUUGCUGCGGGUCUUUGCAUAAACGAGACGCUUUCGUACGAUAACUUUUUUUUUUUUAAUCUGAUGAAACGAUGGAGAUCUCUUGGAAAUAGAUGCAGUGGUAGAAAACUCGCGCCUCCAAGUGGUUGCAGUUUAAAUAAUUAAAUAAAAUAUUUAUAAAUCGCUCAAGGCUAUUGCAAACAUUUAUUAACGGAGGCACACGGCGAGGUUUUAUUUGAAUCAAUAAAGUUUCUUACAAGG